UCCCUCACAUUAUUACGCAUGGCUCUGGUUUUGCGCAAAAAAUCGACUGUAACACCUUCUUAGAAGAAGCUGAUGGGAUUCUAAUAAAAAUAAAACACUAAAGAAACGGUUUAAGGAUUUCUCAAGACAUUAUUCUCCAAUAAUGAUCUCCACACGCAGAACAGGAUUUCCUCUUCGUGCCGUGUAAUUAUACAGCUGUCCGUGUAGGUCCGACCCGUUAUCCGAAAUUCUCAUUUUACAUAGAGAUGGAUCUGUGGGGAGUUUAUCUGUUUCAUCUCAUAACUUUGGCUCUGUUAGAGGUUAUACUGGCCGGCAGAGACUGCUUGGUGGCUGGAGACUCAUGCUCAAGUGAUGAGGCUUGUAGUCCACGUCUGCGGACUUUGCGUCAGUGUGUGGCGGGCAAUGGCAGCGUGAAGCUGGGCCCCGGUGCCAGGAGCCAGUGUGCCAACGCAGUGUCCGCCCUGCUGUCCAGCCCCUUACAUGGCUGCCAGUGUAAAAGGGGCAUGAAGAAGGAGAAGAACUGCCUGAGCAUCUACUGGAGCCUUCAUCAGUCCAUCAUACAUGGACUCAACCUGGUGGAGAGUUAUCCCUAUGAGACUGUGCAUAGGGAUUACGACUAUGUCCGCUUGGCCUCUAUUACAGCUGACUCAGAUGUUGGCAUGACAACUGUGAAUCGCUGCCUGGAUGCGGCCAAGGCUUGCAAUGUGGACGACUUGUGCCAGAAGCUCCGCACAGAAUAUGUGUCAGCUUGUAUCAAACCCACUGCCAAGUCGGGCUUGUGCAACCGGCCUAAAUGCAAUAAGGCUCUGCGCAGGUUCUUUGACCGCGUCCCCGCCGACUACACACACGAACUGCUCUUCUGCCCCUGUACGGACACAGCAUGCGCAGAGCGUCGAAGGCAGACUAUUGUACCCAGUUGCUCUUAUGAAAGCGUGGAAAAACCCAACUGCAUCCCACAGAUGAGGAUCUGUAACGCUGACUAUGUGUGCAGGUCUCGCCUAUCACAGUUCCAGUACGAUUGCGAACCCUCCAAAACAUCUGCCAAUGGAUGUAAGCAAGGGAACUAUGGAGCCUGUCUUCUCGCCUACACAGGGCUCAUAGGAAGCACAAUAACUCCCAACUAUAUCGACAACUCAACUUCCAGCGUGGCUCCGUGGUGCUCGUGCUCGGCCAGUCUGAGCCGGGGAGAAGACUGUGACCAUUUCCUGGGAUACUUCACCGACAACAUCUGUCUCAGGAAUGCUCUUAUGACGUUUGGAAGUGAAUCUGAACAGCAGCCAACUGUCAGCCAGUCCCAUUCACCCAGCUCCGGCCACAGCAGCAGAGAAAACAGGAGCACCGCGUCUCCACCAGAAACCAUUGAAACUAUGAGGAACAUUCUGGAUACAAUAAUACCAACACAGGCCCUGGGAAAUGAGCUACUAGUGGGCCAGUCCACCCUGCCAUCCAACAGCCUCCCAAACUCUGCUUCACCUCCCAGCUUAAUGCUUCAAGCUGCCUUCAGCCUUCUGUUGUUCCUCCUUCAUCUGCUCAACAAUGGACACUAAAGACUGCAGGGGGCGCGAUGAGGACCCUCCUAGUACCAAGCAGAUGGGAGGACCAGUGCAGUUCAGAGGAAAAUGGACCGUGUGGCGUUACUCCUCCCUCUAAACAUGUACAGCAAUUCUGUUUUUCUAUUUUUGUGUCUAAGUGGUCCAGUUCCACCUGCCAGUGUGCUCUCAGACUGUGGGAGACCUCUGCAGACCGAAGCCAGUCUGUACAUUUCUACAUUGUCGUUGCAAUCAAAUCAAGCCGAAAUGAAGUCUGAGUGUCGCUAUUGUGGACUAACGCAGCUCUCAGCUAUCAAACUGUCUCCAUUUUCAAGUUAUUAUGAAAAUAUACUGCAGAUAUGUAUGAUACAAAGAUAAGAAGUAUGUCAGUACAUGUGAAGAUUUGUGUUAUCAACAAAAGCUCUUUGAAAUAUUGUAAAGGGAAAUGGUCGGGGGAGACCAGUGAGCUUUGUGACUGCUCUGUUCUUAGCACACAAAGUGAUUGGAAAGCUGCUGGAGUAUCUUUAAUACAACUCUCCCUCAAUGGACUGAAAGAGAACUAUUAUUUCUGAUCAAUACUGGAAUUUGGACCGCCAUUUUGCUCAGAUAUCCAUAACCGAUGCCAUGAUUCUUAUAUGACCUGCAGCACUAUCUAGAAAGCGUGGCAAACCAGAGUACGCAAGACAAAGAAUGACAUCAUAAUUGUCCUCUCAAUCAAGACUGUUGCCCUUUGUCAAACUAUCUCACACCACUUUAUCUGUUAUUGCUAAAGCUGUACUUGAAGCAGUAUCUCUUUACAUGUAGCUGCUGUACUGUGUGUUUGUGAGCGUAAUACCCUUUUAUUUCUCAUUGUGUCAGUGAACAUUGCUUUACGGGGCUCUGGGUGUUUGUAUCAGAGAAUUAAGUGAAUGGUUUGACUUAGCGAGCGUCGCCAACUCCACUACGGAGCCUGUUUGAGAUUAGACAGUUAUGAAUGAUUCAGUAUUUUCUGUUCUGGGUACUUGCCAGAUAAUUCUGAACAGGACCAGAGGUGCUGCAAAUAAAAAGUUCUCAGAUAAUUAUGUUUACACAUUAGCAUCAUUAAUUCUUUUUUAAAUGACAAAUGCUUGGUGGUGUUGAAGUAAGUCGUCUGGAGAGAGAGAAGAAACACAACUGGAAUACAUUGUUUACCUAAACUAACACUCACAUGACUUCCACAGCUCUAUAGAGUGCAUUAUUUGAAAUGAGAAUAUAUAACAGGAUUUACAGCAUAAUCCAGCCAUUAGUGACCCAAGAUCUUCUUUCAAACAAUCUGUCUCGCUAAAAGCUUAUCAGCCGCUUCACUUCAGAUCUACUAAACUUAUGCAAUGCUUUUCUGGACCUCAAAUAAAGUUGUUUAAGGACAAUAUAAACACAUUUUAACCUAUAAAAAGGCAUUGAAGCAUACUAAUUUACCAGAACUAUUUGUUGGUUAAUUUAUCCCUCAUCUGACAAAUUAAGAAAUACUGAAUUCAAUGGCCAGAAGAAGCACAAGGAGUGAGCCAGAAAGAGCUGUCUUUGUUUACUUGUUUCUGUUUAUACUCAGAAGGAAAUGUGAUGACUUUAGAUUCUGCUGACAAUCACCCUGAACCCUCCACUGUUUCAUUGCUUCCAUUUUGCCUUUAGUUUGCUGGAAACAGACAAUUAACAGUCUCCAUAAUUAAACCCUGGUUGGAUGAUGUAAUUAUCUUCUGGUUGUUAAUUAUGAGGUAGAAACAAACUGCACUGUCAAGGAGCAUGACUGUGUGUUAAGUGGGAAGAGGAAAACAAUACUGCAAUGAACCAAUGAAAAAUUGCAGCAAUGGCAAUUGAAAUACAAAAUCAAUUAUAUAUCAUAGGCUUAUAGGUCAAUGGAAUGGAGCUUCAUCCUGUUACAGUUUGGAUUUAAUGUAGGCUUACUUUCAACAGCAUUUCAGUAGUUUUCAUACACAUUAUGAGAUAUUUAAGUAAAUAUUUGGAAAUAUUGCCAUUUAAAUUACUGAUCAAAUAUUUUGAGCCAUAACUACUCUUUAUUUUGGAAGUGAAAAAGAAAGCCUAAAAUGUUCUCAUGUUGUUAUCAAAUGUAAGACUGGAGACCAUGUUGCAAUGGGAUCACGCCAGCCGUGACGCCAAAUUGGGCUGGAGGCGUAAAGUGGGUUGGCCACUUUCGUCUCAUUCGCCAGGAGACCACCCUGCCAGGAGGAGAGCAGUCCGGGGGCGGUGGCUCAGGAAACGGACCCCCAGUCAGAAGCCGAAUUCAGCCACCAACAAACCACACGGCAGAAUUUCAGCCUGUUAACAUUCAACAUAUUGUAAAGAAUUUGACAACAAAUAGGCCACACCAAAAGGACGUUGGUUGACGUCACUGCUAAAUUGGAGUAGAUGUCAAUCCAGAGAAGAUUUAUUGUUCCCGACUAUUAAAAGUCUGUUUCCUCUCUUCUUCAGAAGGAGAAGACAGGAUCCAACAUGACUAAGAGUGAACAUAAGAGUGAAUGCUAGAAGCUCCUCGAGGCUCCAUCAUACACAGAAUCACAGCCGUGCAUUGAGCUAAAUGCUAACGUCAGCAUGCUAACAUUGUCACAAUGACAGUAUUAAAAUGCUGAUGUUCAGCAGGUAUGAUGUUGGACCAUGUUCACUAUCUUAGUUUAACAUUUCCUAAAUGAACACUAAACACAAAGUACAGCUGAAGCUGAUGGGAAUAUCAAUGUCUGCUAAGGAGUCUCCAGUUAUUAUAAUUCAUCCUUAGGGGAACAUGAAUGUCAUUUCCAAACCUCCGCAGUCCAUAGUUGUUGAGUUAUUUCCGUCUGGAUCAAAGUGGUGGGCAGACCAAUAUUACCAUCCCGAGAGCCACACUGCUAACAAGGCUAUUACAA
Messenger RNA from Cottoperca gobio, 4399 nucleotides. RefSeq names its product GDNF family receptor alpha 4b (gene gfra4b). Lineage: Eukaryota; Metazoa; Chordata; Actinopteri; Perciformes; Bovichtidae. The record is from RefSeq and is a predicted model, not a curated record. Gene Ontology annotation, cellular component: external side of plasma membrane; signaling receptor complex. The transcript is spliced from 8 exons. Gene Ontology annotation, molecular function: signaling receptor activity. Bases 246 to 1547 code for a protein of 433 amino acids. Gene Ontology annotation, biological process: nervous system development.